Microtus ochrogaster (prairie vole) is the source of this 528-nucleotide messenger RNA. RefSeq names its product regenerating islet-derived protein 3-beta-like. NCBI's taxonomy places the organism in Eukaryota, Metazoa, Chordata, Mammalia, Rodentia, Cricetidae. The record is from RefSeq and is a predicted model, not a curated record.
AUGCUGUCUCGCAUAGCACUCACCAGCAUGUCUUGGAUGUUGCUCUCCUGCCUGAUGCUCUUUUCUCAGGUUCAAGGUGAAGAUUCCCCGAAGGAAGCGCCAUCACCACGCAUUAGUUGUCCCCAAGGCUCCAGGGCUUAUGGCUCCUACUGCUAUGCCUUGUUUCGGAUACCACAGACCUGGUUUGAUGCAGAACUGGCCUGCCAAAAGAGGCCCUUAGGGCACCUCGUGUCUGUUCUCACUGGAGCUGAGGCUUCCUUCGUGUCCUCUUUGGUGAAGAGCACAGGGAACAGUUACUCAUACGUCUGGAUUGGGCUCCAUGAUCCCACUCUGGGUGAACAACCCAAUGGAGGUGGAUGGGAGUGGAGUAACACUGAUGUGAUGAAUUACCUUAACUGGGAGAGGAAUCCAUCCACUGCCUUAGACCGUGGUUUUUGUGGCACUUUGUCAAGAGCUUCAGGAUUUCUGAAAUGGAGAGAUAAUACCUGUGAGAUGAAGCUCCCCUAUGUCUGCAAAUUCAGUGGAUAA